This is a messenger RNA of Physcomitrium patens, 2099 nucleotides long. RefSeq lists its product as uncharacterized. The record is from RefSeq and is a predicted model, not a curated record. Gene Ontology annotation, molecular function: protein binding. NCBI's taxonomy places the organism in Eukaryota, Viridiplantae, Streptophyta, Bryopsida, Funariales, Funariaceae.
AUGAAUGGUGCAGUUGGUUUGUUGUUGUCUUCUGGGACGAAGGUAGUCGGACUGGGCGUGGUCCUUGUGAUGCUUGCAGUGCAGUCGCAUGCGUUGACGCCAGAUGGGUUCGCUCUGCUGGAGUUUAAGCAGGGGUUGUCUGCAACGGAUGGACAGAUCCCUUCGGAGCUGGCAAACUGCACCCGACUUGAGACCCUGAACCUCAUGAACAAUGAGUUAUCUGGAAAGCUUCCGGGCGAGCUUGGGAAUCUGACUGCGUUGACCAAGUUGCUAGUCUCCCGAAACAGUUUGGAGGGAGAGAUUCCAAUUUCAGUUGCGGCAAGUCCGAGCUUGUCUAUUUUCAACCUCAGUGAGAACCUUUUCAGUGGUAGAGUUCCCAAAGCGCUGUACAAUAAUCUUAAUCUCCAGGUGGUAAACGUCGGAGUAAAUAGAUUCUCUGGCGACGUUACAGCAGACCUGGAAGAAAUGUCGAAGUUGCCAAACAUUUGGGGCAUACAGAUGAACGCGAACCAAUUCACUGGUUCCUUGCCACCGUCGAUUGGAAACCUGUCGUCGCUGCAAUAUCUUGACCUCAGUUUCAACAAUCUGGAUGGCAUCAUUCCAGAGUCGAUUGCCAACUGCUCCUCUCUCCAGUAUCUGGUCCUAUCUUCAAACAAGCUUACCGGAUCAAUACCGCGGACUGUCGGACAAUGCUCUAAUCUUGAAUUUGUCAACCUAGCUCAGAACUAUUUGUCAGGAGAUAUACCGGCAGAGAUAGGAAACUGCACCAAAUUGCGAGUGCUUCAUUUGGGGGGCAACAAGUUCAAAGGCAAAUUGAAGGUGGACUUCAGUAGAGUUACAUCAUCCAACUUAAUCCUAGGGAUCUCCAACAACUCGUUUAUAGGUGAUAUAAACUUCUUCGAAAGUAUAGCCACGAAUCCUAAUUUCACGAUUGUGAGCGCAUGCUUGAACAACCUCACUGGGACGAUUCCUACGAACUAUGAUGUGAAAAGGUUAUCGAAGCUUCAGGUGCUCAUGUUAGGAUAUAACAAGCUGGAAGGUAAGGUUCCGGAGUGGAUGUGGGAGUUGCCUAGUCUACAGGUAUUGGACCUCUCGAAUAACAAAUUGAGCGGGCCGGUGACAAGCAGCAGCAACUUUACACUACUGAAUGGUUUCAUCCACAAAAAUGUGAAGACAGUGCCGUACAACUGCCAUAAACUGGAUUCUUACUGCGCCUACGGUUUCGAUUUCUACCUCAAUGAUCGAAAAUUUGAAGUGUCGAUGAGCUACUUGACAUACUUCAAAUAUCUCGACAUCUCCUGUAACCAAUUUAGCGGCAUCAUUCCACCCAGCAUAGGCAAGCUUACCAACCUAUCUUAUUUAAAUCUCUCAAAUAAUGCAUUUACAGGUGUGAUUCCCGCAGCAAUGGGAAGAAUCUUCAACCUGCAGUCCUUCGACGUGUCUCACAACCUUCUCACAGGACCCAUUCCACAAGAAUUCGCCGGCCUCAGUCAGUUGGCGGAUCUAAAGAUGGGAAACAAUUCCCUUUCUGGCCCCAUUCCUAGGAGUAUCCAGUUGCAGUCAUUCUCAGUUGACAGCUUCCUCCCUGGCAACGACGAGCUCUGUAACGAGCCUCUUGCCAGAUUAUGCAUCGUUUCGAAAAACGAUUCCACCACUACAGCUGAUCCUGUAAACUUCAACUCAGAUUCCAUCGAAAAUUUUAUUUCGGUACUUGGCUUUGUAGUCGGCUUUGUUGCCCUCGCCAUUGCCAUAUUUGUACGUCACUAUCAAAACCACCCCAAGAAAAAGGUGGUGCCUGCUGAUUCCAGCCUAACACGUAAUUACGACCGCUAUGGAGCCUUCAAGCUUCCAGAAUAGGUCAUGCAGUCUAGUCAGGCUGGCUUGCAACUAGUAAGAUGCGUCAGCACAUUUACAAAAUGGGGAUUUGUGCAGGCAGACUCGGAGCCAUGUUGCAGUUUUAUUGUCACAAAGCUGCUUAUCGAGGGUGUCCUAGGCAGCAGAGUUGUAAUAGAACCUGAUGAUGACUAGGAGUGUGGGAUGUUCUGUUAAUGGUUUAAUUGCAGCACCAUUGGAAAGUCAAAAUAGUGGCGAAUUCUCCA